UUAGACAAUUUUCAAAACUUUGAUAAAUAAAAAGAUUAAAAUUAAUUUUUUAAUAAUAAGACCGAGUAUUCUCGUGAUUUAAAACAUUAAAUUAACCUAUUAAUAUGAUAUAGAUAGUGCCACACAUUAUUUAAUAACUGUUGAUAACGUCCGAUGUUCGGAUUUUGAGGAAAAAGUGUUUAAAUAAGUUUUUUUGUGUAAUUUUUCAAUUUUUCGUAAUAUUUUCUCCUGUUGCUCAGCAUAAAUUUUCUUAAUGGAAUCUAAUCAUGAGAAUUCGUUCUGGAAGAGUAGUAAUAGGACCGUGCCUGGACGACCGUCACCAAAUAAGGAUAUUAAACUUAUUAAAGGUAAAGGAGGUACAUCAAAUUCGUCGGCAUCCUUUGAGAACUAUCAAAAGUCAGUUUCUGAUGCAUGGACACUAUCGGAAGAUGAAUUGACUAAGGAAUAUUGUAUUUUAUCCACUGAUGAUCCUAAAUUAGGUCGACGAUCAGCUCAAAACACAUCCAGAACACAUAAAAAUCCACAACAGAUUGCUGUCGUUCAUCGAGCUAAUUCUUCUUUUUCGACGUCAUCAAACAAUAACAUCACUAUUACUGCCACACUUGAUGCCAAUAAUCACGAUUUACACAAUUCUGAUGACACGAAUGAUAAGAGGAAGAAGCUUUCAACAGUCUAUGAAAAUGCAUCAACAUCUGUAAAUAACAAAUCAUCCAAUAUAGAAUAUGGUCGUCUACGGCAACGAUUCAAUUCAUAUCCAGGUCGACCACAAUUAUUAAAAUUCACAUCAAUGUCCAUUAAAGACGACGCAGAAUCAAAAUUAGAGAAAUUUUCAGCAAUUUUAGAAGCAGAUUUAUUAAAUUUGCAGGCUCUUAAAGAGCUAAGUUGGUCGGGUGUGCCAAGAAAGAUGAGGGCUGUAAUUUGGAGACUAUUAUCCGGAUAUCUACCAACAUCACUUGAAAGACGUAAUUCGGUGUUAGAAAGGAAAAGGAUCGAUUAUCAAGCAUUAGUCAAGCAAUAUUUUCAUGCUGAUGCACGAGAUGAGUCACAACAAGAUACAUUUCGACAAAUUCACAUUGACGUACCACGAAUGAACCCUCAUGUUCCAUUAUUUCAACAGAAACUCGUCCAAGAGAUGUUCGAGAGGAUCCUCUUUAUUUGGGCAAUUAGACAUCCAGCUUCUGGUUAUGUUCAAGGCAUAAAUGAUUUAGUCACGCCAUUUUUUAUUGUUUUUCUACAAGAACAAGUCGGAACGGAAAAGGAUUUAGAGACAUAUCGUUUUGAGGAGCUUCCAGUUGAACAACGAGACAUAAUUGAAGCUGAUUCGUUUUGGUGCAUUAGUAAGUUCCUCGAUUGUAUUCAGGAUAAUUACAUUUUCGCGCAAUUAGGCAUACAAGAGAAGGUGAAUCAACUAAAGGAAUUAACACAAAGAAUUGACGUAACUUUACAUAAGCACUUGACAAGUCACGGUGUUGAUUAUUUGCAAUUCUCGUUUCGCUGGAUGAAUAAUCUACUGACACGAGAACUUCCACUUUAUUGUACAAUUCGAUUAUGGGACACAUAUCUCGCUGAAUCUGAUGGAUUUGCUGUAUUUCAAUUGUAUGUAUGUGCAGCAUUCUUAUUGCAUUGGAGGGAGCAGCUUUUACAGGAAAAUGAUUUUCAGGGCUUAAUGCUUCUUUUACAAAAUCUGCCAACCCACAAUUGGCUCGAUUCUCACAUUAGCGUACUGGUUGCUGAAGCAUUUCGACUAAAAUUCACGUAUGCAGACGCGCCGCAGCAUUUAAAAGUUAAAAGUUGA
Molecule: messenger RNA, 1795 nt
Organism: Chironomus riparius
Lineage: Eukaryota; Metazoa; Arthropoda; Insecta; Diptera; Chironomidae
Source: the annotation of a GenBank genome assembly